UAUCAUCAGUCUGGAGAUGUGCUCAUUGCUGGUAUUCUCUCUCAGAUCUUCAUAUUUUCUGAAAAGAUAACAUACAAAAAGCAUCCCUCUGAGGAACUGGAAAAUGAUAUGAUCAAUUUUCUAGCCAGAUGGACCUUUCUUGCAGCCAUGGAAGUCCUUUCUACCUGGGACAAAUUUGUCCCUAACUACAAAUGUGACACCCAGAACAAACUGGUAGCAGUCAUUGGGGGACCUAAUUCUGAUGUCUGUCUCUUCAUGGCAGGUAUCCUAAGUAUCUAUAAGUUUCCACAGAUCACAUAUGGUUCUGCUCCACUGAUGAAUGAAAAAAACCAGGCAGCUUUUGUCUAUCGGAUGUUUCCAAAGGUUGUCCAUCAAUAUAUGGGGAUUCUCCACUUAAUGCUGCAUUUCCAAUGGUCAUGGACUGGAGUCCUUUAUCUAGCUGAUAAUCAUGGGGAGAGGUUUGUACACACAGUGCUUCCCAUGUUUUCACAGAGGGGUAUCUGCUUUGAUUUCAUAGAACAAUUAACCCAAAUGACUUUUUUCAGUGAGAUGGAAACCAUGAGAGAGGGGCUCCUUGAAACAGCUUAUCUUGUCAAGAGAAGCACUGUCAAUACAGUGAUUGUGCAUGGGGAAAUACAAACAAUUCUCACUUUGAGACUGUUGGUAGAAAUCCUGGAAUAUCAUGGAGACUCAAGAAUAAGUAAAAUAUGGAUUAUGACAGCCCAAAUGGAUUUUACGUCACUCCUUUUCCAAAGAACUGGGGGUCUCAGUUUCAUCCAUGGUGCUUUAUCCAUUUCAGUGCACACAGAGGAAAUUUCAGGCUUCCACAGCUUUCUGAAAAACAGAAAACCAAACUCAGACCCACAAGAUGGCUUUCUCAAAGACUUCUGGCAACAGGCAUUUCUUUGUUUGUUCCCAAAUUCCAGUUUGGAUGACCAUUCCGAGACAAUGUGUACAGGAGAAGAGAAGCUGGAGACUCUUCCUGUGUCUGUUUUUGAACUGAAUAUGACCAGUCACAGCUAUAGUAUCUACAAUGCUGUCUAUGCCAUAGCUCAUGCUUUGCACGACAUGUCCUCCUCUGUGUUCAAACACAGGACAGAUAGAGGCAAACAAAACCUUCGAAAACUGCAAUCGUGGCAGCUCCACCACUUCCUGGAAAAUGUCUCAUUUAACAACACUGCUGGUGAAAGGGUUUCUUUUAAUGACAAUCGGGAUUUAGCUACUGGGUUUGAUGUCAUCAACUGGGUUACAUUCAACAACGAGUCUUUCCUUCGAGUCAAAGUGGGAAGAGUAGACCCACAAAUAUUUCCAAACAUUAGGUUCACCAUUCAUGACAAUACUAUUGUAUGGCCGAGCAAGUUCAAUCAGGAAUCUCCAUCUUCUCUGUGCAACGACAACUGCUACCCAGGUUAUAGUAAGCAAAGGGUAGAAGGGCGGCCAUUUUGCUGCUAUGACUGUAUUCCAUGCCCAGAAGGAAAGAUUUCGAAUGAAAGAGAUAUGGACGAUUGCUGUCAGUGUCCAGAAGAUCAUUAUCCAAACAAGUUUAAGGAUUUCUGCAACCCCAAAUCUCUAACUUUCCUCACUUUUGAAGAAGCUCUGGGAACAAGUUUGGCCAGCUCUGCUCUUUUCUUGUUUUGUGUGACAGCUGGAGUGCUUGGGAUCUUCAUCAAACACCGGGACACUCCCAUUGUCAAAGCCAAUAAUCGGAGUCUCACCUACACCCUCCUCCUCUCCCUCCUGCUCUCCUUCCUUUGUGCUCUGCUCUUCAUUGGACAACCACAGAAGAUGACCUGCCUCUUUCGUCAGACAGCUUUUGGCAUCAUCUUCUCUGUGGCUGUUUCUUCUGUGUUGGCAAAAACUAUCAUUGUGAUUCUUGCUUUCCAAACCACCAAGCCUGUGUCUCGUUUGAGGAAAUGGUUGGGGAAAAGAACGGCCGCCUCCAUUAUUCUCUUCUGCUUGCUCAUUCAAGUCACAAUUUGUACAGUAUGGUUGGCUACCUUUCCUCCAUUUCCAGAUUUUGAUGUAAACUCAAUGGCUGAAGAAGUCAUUCUCGAAUGUAAUGAAGGUUCUGUUUCCAUGUUUUACUGUGUCCUGGGUUUUAUGGGUUUCCUGUCUAUUUGCAGUUUCACUUCAGCAUUCUUUGCCAGGAAGUUGCCUGACAGUUUCAAUGAAGCCAAGUUCAUCACCUUCAGCAUGUUGGUCUUCUGCAGUGUGUGGAUUUCCUUUGUGCCAACGUACUUAAGCACCAAGGGAAAAUACACAGUGGCUGUGGAGAUCUUCUCAAUUUUGGCUUCCAGCACUGGGUUACUGGGAUUCAUAUUUUUCCCCAAGUGCUAUAUCAUUGUCAUGAGGCCAGAUAUGAACAUAAGGAAACAACUAAUAAAUAGGAAACAUUAA
Molecule: messenger RNA, 2397 nt
Organism: Anolis sagrei ordinatus
Lineage: Eukaryota; Metazoa; Chordata; Lepidosauria; Squamata; Anolidae
Product: vomeronasal type-2 receptor 26-like
Biological process (GO): G protein-coupled receptor signaling pathway
Cellular component (GO): plasma membrane
Molecular function (GO): G protein-coupled receptor activity
Source: RefSeq, a predicted model, not a curated record